Molecule: messenger RNA, 417 nt
Organism: Mesorhabditis spiculigera
Lineage: Eukaryota; Metazoa; Nematoda; Chromadorea; Rhabditida; Rhabditidae
Source: the annotation of a GenBank genome assembly
AUGGACGUGGCUUUAGGUAAGUACAGUCGCAGCGUCAACGUUUUCAACUGGGCGACCAGAGAAAAAGUGCAGACUAUAAAGCUAGGCUUGCCGGAGGGAUCGAUGCCGUUUGAGAUUCGCUUCCCACACGACCCAAAUCGGCCGGACGCGUUUUUCUGUACCGCACUUGGGUCCUCAAUUUAUCGCAUGACCCCGAAGGAAAAGGGCUCCCUGCAAUACGAAGCCACUUGCCUCAUAAAAAUCCCACUAUUGAGCGUCUCCAACUGGGACCUCCCAUUAAUGCCUGCGUUUGUCACGGAUUUACUUUUGAGCAUGGAUGAUCGAUUCCUCUAUUUCACAACUUACCUCCACGGAGACGUUCGACAGUAUGAUAUCAGCGAUCCGGAAAAUCCAAAACUGACCGGACAGGUUUAUCCA